This is a messenger RNA of Closterium sp. Yama58-4, 429 nucleotides long. NCBI's taxonomy places the organism in Eukaryota, Viridiplantae, Streptophyta, Zygnematophyceae, Desmidiales, Closteriaceae. The record is from the annotation of a GenBank genome assembly.
AUGGCUUUUUUCGUUGGCAAAUCCACCCGUCGUUUCUUGUUCUCGGCCUUCUUUUUGGUUCUGCUUCUGGACGUCGCAUAUGGCACCGAUUGCUCUUCCUUCUGCGGGACUUACACGGGGGCGGCUAUGCGCUCGGAUUGCCUCAACAACUGCCAGACGUGUGAGGCGACCGCCAAGCCGUUUCUGUGCAUCGCUUAUUUCAGCGACAAAAGCUCGACGCAUUGGGGGUGCUCGUACAGCUGCUGGCCUCGCAUCCUGCUGUGGCUCGGAAUCGUUCUUGUCGUGGGUCUGGUCGUCCUUGUCGUCUUCUGCUGCCUGCGCCGCAACCGCAAGAUCGCCGAAGCGAAAUACGCCGCCAAUGCCCCACCUGCGGCCGCGGGGGCAACUUACCCGCCGCCCGGAGGCUAUCCUCCCGCAGUCAACGUGUAA